UGGUGAUAACAUUUUUCACGGAGAAAUUAAUUUACGUUGAAGUGGAGUGGCCAGACCGAGGUUAUUAUUGUUGCUUUGGUAUAAACGUCAUCAGUCGGCCGUUAGUUGACCGCCAUCGCCCAAGCUUGCGACGAAUGAAUACUACUAUCGCCAGUUCGGCACCGCCUUUCCUGCAGAUUGUGACAUCUGUUAUGUGCGCGUGUCGUUAGAUAAAGAAGUGCUGUGAUUGGAUUGCUUUCAUCCAACUGUGGAAUGGUUCCGGGGACCUGGCGCUGUCUUGUUCAAUUGUGCGGUUGAGGUGAGCUGAUCACCAUGGGCAAACUACUCUCGAAGAUCUUCGGAAACAAGGAGAUGAGGAUAUUGAUGCUGGGCCUUGACGCUGCCGGCAAGACUACUAUUUUAUAUAAACUAAAAUUAGGUCAGUCAGUCACAACGAUACCGACGGUCGGCUUCAAUGUGGAAACCGUCACGUAUAAAAACGUCAAAUUCAACGUCUGGGACGUUGGGGGGCAGGACAAAAUACGACCGCUAUGGAGGCAUUACUAUACGGGCACCCAGGGUCUAAUAUUCGUGGUGGACUGCGCAGACCGCGACCGCAUCGAUGAGGCGCGCCAGGAGCUCCACCGGAUCAUCAACGAUAGGGAGAUGCGCGACGCCAUCAUUCUCAUCUUCGCCAACAAGCAGGACUUGCCUGAUGCAAUGAAGCCACACGAGAUCCAAGAGAAGUUAGGGCUGACGCGCAUCCGCGACCGCAACUGGUACGUGCAGCCGUCGUGCGCCACGUCGGGCGACGGGCUCUACGAGGGGCUCACGUGGCUCACCAGCAACCACAAGUUAUGAGCUGCGGAGUAGGCGGCCGCCGCCGCCCGCCCCAAGCCCGCCGCUCGCACGCCACGGUGAGGAUAUCGAUGCCAUUUAAUUUAAGUAAACAGCGCGCGCGUUGAACCGAGUAACUUCCACGUGACCCAGUGUGUGUGAGCGUCACUGUAGUGCGAACGCCCGGACUCAAUUAUUAGCUAGAUCGAGUGAACAACGUCACACAAAUAUCAAAUCAAUUAUUCCAUUAUUUAAUUUAAAAUACAGAGCGAUUGUUGUAUCGAAAUGUUUGAUUAUUUUUUUAUGUUAUUUAAAAAGAAUGAUUACGUAGAGUAAAUGAGUUUUUAUUAUUAUUA
Molecule: messenger RNA, 1172 nt
Organism: Ostrinia nubilalis (European corn borer)
Lineage: Eukaryota; Metazoa; Arthropoda; Insecta; Lepidoptera; Crambidae
Gene: Arf51F
Product: ADP-ribosylation factor 6
Exons: 7
Coding region: 313-840 (175 amino acids)
Biological process (GO): vesicle-mediated transport; intracellular protein transport
Cellular component (GO): cytoplasm
Molecular function (GO): GTPase activity; GTP binding
Source: RefSeq, a predicted model, not a curated record